Xylona heveae TC161 is the source of this 1799-nucleotide messenger RNA. RefSeq names its product Nucleotidylyl transferase. The transcript has 6 exons. Lineage: Eukaryota; Fungi; Ascomycota; Xylonomycetes; Xylonales; Xylonaceae. Gene Ontology annotation, molecular function: ATP binding; tyrosine-tRNA ligase activity. The record is from RefSeq and is a predicted model, not a curated record. The coding region runs from base 385 to 1719 and encodes 444 amino acids. Gene Ontology annotation, biological process: tyrosyl-tRNA aminoacylation.
CGAGGGAGCUGGAACAGAAAGCCUUGCUCGGCGUUCUUCCAUCAACUCUUGCUUCGGAAUGUCUUCUGGUAAUCAAACGCACGUUUGUCAUCUCGACCAACUCUGACAGGGGUUUUCGAACGUCAUGGGAAACAAGCUGCACAUGUGAAAGCUAAUAUUGUUGGAGGCAGCGGCUGGGUAUCUGAUCGCUGCCUCCUCUUUUAUACUUUUUCAGCGAGGAAGAUAGGCUUCUCUUCGACGGAACUUCGAGACUGGAACGAAGAUAUCCUGUGCUUCAUCCCCAUUAGAAGCAUAUAGGACGCCUCUUCCUAUUUCACGGCCGAUUCAAUUGGUGACAUAAACUCAUUCAGAUAGGGAGCUUGGGUAGUAUUCUGCGCCACCAAUAUGGCCUCUAUUUCCGAUGCAAUUCUCCAACGCAAGCUCGAUCUCAUAACUAGAAGGUUAACUGAAGUGGAUGGUUUGGAAUUGGUGAAAUCUAUCCUAGCAGAAGGCCGGAGUCCGAAGACAUUCUGGGCGACCGCGCCGACUGGAAAACCACAUAUCGCUUACUUUGUCCCAAUCACAAAAUUUGCGGACUUUGCGAGGGCGGGAGUUGAUGUCACGGUGCUCAUCUGCGAUCUGUACGCGUUCUUGAUCAACUUCAAAUAUCCAUAUGAAUUGGUUCGACUCCGGGCACAAUGGUAUCGCUUUAUGAUCAGCGCCGUGUUGGACGUGCUGGGAGUACCACGAUCUAAAAUACGUUUUGUCGAAGGGUCAUCCUAUGAGCUGUCGCCAAAGUUCACGUUGGAGCUCUAUAAGCUCACAGCGUUGACUGAACAGGCCGACUUGAGGGCCAUCGGAGAUGAACUUCACGACACAUCAAAGCUGAGUCCUCUGCUCACGCCCGGAAUAACGGCGCUGGCGGAGGAGUAUCUCAAUAUUGAUUUCCAGUUCGGCGGCGAGGACCAGCGUGGUUUAUUCCGCUUCAAUAAACAGUCCUUAUCCCAGAUGGGAUAUCGUACUCGGGGAUUUAUGAUGAACCCAAUGGUUCCUGGUCUUUCCGGCCCCAAGAUGUCUUCCUCAAUUCCGGACUCGAAAAUCGAGUUUCUGGACCCGCCCGAAGAAGUCAGCCGCAAGAUAGCAAUCGCAUCUUGCAACGAAGGGGAUAUUAUUGAGAACGGUGUCCUUGCUCUCUUGCGAUUUGCCUUGAUCCCAGUCAGCGAGUUGCGCUGGGAGACGAGAGAGACCCGCCAUGAGAAGGUGGCCCAGACGAAUGACAUUGGUUUUCCCAGCAAUGGCUUUUCUUCGAAUGGGAUUGACCUGAAUGGUUCGGGUUUCCAUGAUAUUCAUGUCAAUGGUCAUCACGCCAACGACAUCGAGACAAACGGAUCCAACGUCAAACACGUGAAUGCUGAAAGGGAUAUUAAUGGAUUUGGUAUCCUCUACGGGCUACCGCUGAGACCAUUUUGCAGUAAAGAUGCUCCCGAAGGCACGGUCUUUACCGUCUCCGUUGGCGAGAAUACUGGCGAUGAGCCGAGUCAAUUGAAGCACUACGGAUGUUAUCAGCACAUUGAAGAUGACUUCGCUCAGGGCAUUAUCAAGCCAGCAAAUCUGCGAAGGGCGGUCGCUGCUGCAGUCAAUGAUCUGAUUGCACCAUUGCGACGGUCUUUUGAGGAAAACAAGGAAUGGCAGAAAGUUGAUCGGUUCGGGUACCCUGAGGAGUACGCUGCCAGGAAAUAGCGAUGCAGAAUUGAGGAGUCGUUUCAUUUGCGCAACAUCAGUCAUGCUCAGCGGAAGUGCACAUUUUGUUUUAGUCAGUC